Messenger RNA from Syngnathoides biaculeatus (alligator pipefish), 4013 nucleotides. RefSeq names its product phosphatidylinositol-3-phosphatase SAC1-B-like. Gene Ontology annotation, molecular function: phosphatidylinositol-4-phosphate phosphatase activity. NCBI's taxonomy places the organism in Eukaryota, Metazoa, Chordata, Actinopteri, Syngnathiformes, Syngnathidae. Bases 330 to 1799 code for a protein of 489 amino acids. Gene Ontology annotation, cellular component: endoplasmic reticulum. The transcript is spliced from 17 exons. Gene Ontology annotation, biological process: phosphatidylinositol dephosphorylation. The record is from RefSeq and is a predicted model, not a curated record.
AGCUAUUUUGAAGGAAAAAAAAAAUGUGAGUUGGAAUGGUUGUUUCUUGAUAUGUGCCUUGACCAUUGGCUGGCGCCCAGUUUCGGAUGUUCCCCACCUCUUGCCAGGAGUGAGCUGGGUUAGGCUCCAGCUGGGUUCGGCUCCAGCAUGCCUGUAAUCCUAGUGAAGAUAAGCGGUUAAAGAAUGAAUGGGUAGAUUGAUGUUUAUGUAGUCUGCACCGUCUUGUCGCAUUUGUGAUGUUUAGCGCAUGCGCUGCAACAAUCUGCUGCUCCUCCAGUUGCUGGCGGAAGUAGUGCUGAUACGUCACGGACGAGGGUACUGAAUGAAAGAUGGCGAGCACCUAUGAGAGUUUUAACUUGCGCACUACAGCAGAUAAAUUUUAUAUCGAAGCUUGUGACGAUGACUCUGUAGACGUGUUGGUCAUCGAUAGGGUUUCAACCGAGAUAACGCUGACAGUUAAGAGGGACAUUCCCGCAUCUUCGGAGACCAGGCCAAUAUGCGGACUCAUGGGGAGGAUACGCCUGGUGGCAGGUAUGUACCUGAUCAUCAUCACUAAGAAUGAGAAGGUGGGGGAUCUUCUGGGCCAUACUGUUUGGAAGGCUCUGGACUUUGAUGUUAUCUCCUAUAAGAAGACAAUACUACAUCUCACAGACAACCAGGGAGAAUACAACAAGACCUUCUUGUCCAUGAUCAACAAUGUACUACAUACAGACAGCUUCUACUUUGCAACGGACUACGACCUGACUCAUACUCUGCAACGUCUGGCUAACACCAGUCCCGAAUUUCAGGAGAUGACCCUACUGGAGAGGGUGAAGGAUCAGCGUUUUGUCUGGAAUGAACACCUGUUGAGAGAAUUCAUACCGCAGCCUGAGUUACACAAGUUUAUCUAUCCUGUUGUCCAUGGAUUCAUCAUCAUAAAGUCGAGUUGCAUCAAUGGGAAGUUGUUUGACUGGAGUAUUAUCUCCAGAAGGAGCUGUUUCAGAGCUGGUGUCCGCUACUAUGUCCGAGGCAUUGAUUCAGAGGGCCAUGUUGCUAAUUAUGUGGAGAUCGAGCAGAUAGUGCAGUACAACAGUUCUAAGGCUUCUUUUGUUCAGACAAGAGGCUCAAUACCCUUUUACUGGUCUCAAAGGCCCAACCUCAAGUACAAGCCAAGACCACAGAUCAGCAAAACAAUGAACCAUUUGGAUGGAUUCCAGAGACACUUUGACUCACAGAUAAUCCUUUAUGGGAAGCAAGUCAUUUUGAAUCUGAUCAACCAGAAAGGCUCAGAAAAUCCACUAGAGCAGACUUUUGAAAAGAUGGUGGUCACCUUAGGAAACGGCACCAUCAAGUACAUAGCAUUUGACUUUCACAAGGAGUGCAGUCUGAUGCAGUGGCAUCGUUUGUACAUCUUGUUGGACAUGGUUGCUGAAAUCCAGGAGGAAUUUGGGCACACAGCUGAGCUGGAGCCCAUCACACCUGAAUUUGAGCAAGAAGCAGAGUUCAUCCUGGAGAUAGAAGAGCUGGGGACCAGGUCCAAAAGGAUCCUACCGGCUCUGGACCUAGUUCUUCAAUUUGCUCCAAAUUGCCUCCACAGGCUUGGGACCGGCCUGUUUUGUGACCCCCAUAGGGCUCCAUUACAGACCCACAUCAUAUGGCUCCUCUCAAUGCAGAAGAUAACACACAGGAUAACUGAGCUUCUCACCCUAUCUCUAAUGGAGUGCCUGGGUACACUUCAGAAGAAACUCAUUUUGGUUCACUGUUUCCGGCAUCGUUUCCUCACCAGGGUCACUGGAGUGCUGGAGCCUAGUAGGAUUUAAAUAGGUCAUGGGAGUGCUGGAGCCAGGCCCAGCUGUCAACGGGUAUGAGGCAGGGUACACCCUGAACUGGUUGCCAGCCAAUCGCAGGGCACUUAGAGACAGACAACAGUCACACUCACAAUCGCACUGAGGGGCCAUUUAGAGUCUCCAAUUAAAUCAUGUUUUUGGAAUGUGGGAGGAAACCGGAGUGCCAGGAGAAAACCCACGCAGGCAUGGCGAAAACAUGAGAAACUCCACACAGAUUUGAACCCCAGUCUUCAGAACUGUGAGGCCAAUGCUCUACAGCAGUGGUCCCCAACCUUUUUAUCACUGCAGACCGGUCAAUGCUUGACAAUUUUUACCGUGGACGGGGAGGGGGCCCUUACGUAGUUUUUGUAUUGAAAAUUGUUUGUAUUGAAUAUCGAAUACAAUACACAUGACAAUGAAUAAUAAAUUAAGAAUAUGAUGAAGAAAUAAAUAAAAUAAACAUAAAAAAUACAUAUGGAAAAAUAAAGAACACGAACCAGCCAUUCUAAUUUUCUUCUCUUAUCUAUAUGUACCUACACAACAGUUAACUAUUAAACACUCCGUGACAGCUGAAAUAAAUUUCUCAGUUGUAACCAUUUGCCUCUGUUGACGACCACAGCCCUAGAACUGUUUUAACUGGUCGCUAGAGUAACGUUUGAACAACCCUUCAAAAUAAGAUACAGCUCCACCACGGGAAUUAAUUUAAAGUGCAUGAAAAUUUUAACUCUACGUAAUGCUAAAUCAAUGGAAGCACUGAGCUUGUUUCUCUGCAACAAGAUGGUAUAUCCAGUCUAUUACGUUGUUUUGUUUUGGUUGCUGUCACCCCGGAAAACCCCGGUUCACAGAUAUGUCGGCAAUGAGAGAAAUCUUUGCAUCGCUCUUGUACUUUAAACACUCUUGUGAACGAGGUCCCUCUGGAAAACCAUCUAAUUUCCGUGUAUAAGGGAAGCACCUCUCUUCACAAAGCUCCUCAAAAAGGCGUGAGUUAAAGGAGUGUUUUGAUGUGGUUAAUAACUUUCUUUUUCUUGUAAGUUGAAGGCUCUUCACUGGGGCUUUUCCCCAUCGAAAAUAAAUUUUCCAAAGAUGUUUUUUCUAGCUUGUGGGGGUAAAUUUGGCGCUCAAAUGCGAGUGAAAGUCUACAGCUUCCAUCGUGUCAUCCUUAUAAAUAAAAUGACUAAUGUAAAAAAAAAACGUGCAGUGUGUCCCAUCUUCAGAUGUCAAACGUUGCUGAUAACAGGGGUGGAUGAUUAGACUGAUCCUUUCAUAUGCCUCUAUUCUGCUUUCUUGGGGAGGGAGGGACCACAAUAAUUAGCUAUGAUUGUGGAAACGACAAACACUUUUCUCAAGGACAAUAAAGAAAUAAGGAAACAAUUUAAUGAACUAAAAUGCAUUGUUAACUUUACUACAGGUUUGAUGUUUAACAAUAUUUUUAUGAUAUGAUAUGAUCAUAAGACAAGAAUAUUUGAUUUGGUGUUAUGUAACAGAUAUAUGAGUUACGAGAAUGCUAAACUGAUGGAACUAGUUAAAAAAAAAAUCCAUGCCUUAAUGCUUAGGAUGCAGAAAAUGUGUUGGAAACAGCAACAACAGGAACCAAGUUUAAAAUUGACAUUAGCCUCAGAAAACUUGGGAGUCAGACACCUGCUGGGUAAACCAAGCCAGGUCAUAUCUCGACUCACAAAGGAAUUUCCCUCGUUUCAGUGGAAAACCAACCAAGAUUCAAAGGUCAGUGUUGAAGGAGUACAACUAACAAAGCCUCUGUGUGAAACUAAGGUUACUGAAGUCAAAUACACUAGUAUAAAAGUAUCUAGAAAGCGUCAAUUAUGUAAUCAGAAACUGGAUGAUUGUAAUGUUAAAUUAUGUAAAUAAACCUAUCCAUCCAUUAUUUUUCACUUACCUGGCGUCGGGUCGUAGGGACAGUAAAUUUUGCGGGGAACCCCAUACUUCCUUAUCCACAGCCACUUCCUCCAGCUCUUCUGAGGCAAUUUGGAGGUGUUCCCAAGCCAACCAAGAGACAGACUACAGUGUGCCCUGGGGCGUCUCUUGGGUCUCCUCCCUGGACUGUAUCUAUAUUAGCUAUAUUAGUCUACUAUCAAAAUGACCAAGUUGACUACAAAUACAUAAUUAGCAUUCAUGAUUAAAUGUUUAUUUUCACUGCAGUGCAUUCUGUAGAAAACGAUGCACCACGUGACUGCUUUGUUGUAUGAUACC